AUGUUCGCCACCCGCGCUUUCGCUCCUGUUGUUCGCCGCGCUGCCCCGCGCGCCAUCCGCAACUCCCGCGGCUACGCUGCCCCCGGCACCCCCGGCGGUGCCGUUCCCCCCCACUCGGCUCCCUCCGGAGCUCCCGGAGGUGGCCCCUCCGGCGGAAAGAAGGACAACACCCCCCUCAUCAUUGCCGGUGGUGUCGUCGCCGCUGCUGGCCUGUACUACUGGUACAAGUCUGGCGGCAAGCAGGAGAUCCAGCAGCACCGCGUGAACCAGGACAUCAAGGACGCGUACAAGGACGCGAAGCAGGUGGCCAAGGACGACGUGAGUUGGGCCGAGGGCAAGGUGCAGCAGGGCCUUGACCGGGUGAAGGACGCUGCGGGACGCGCGGGCUCGCAGGCGGCGCAGGGCGUCGAGGAGGCGAAGAGCAAGGCCGCCCAGGCGCACGCCGAUGCUCAGAAAGGCUGGAACGAGGCCAAGGCGAAUGCGUCGCAGGCGCGCGCCGACGCCGAGCAGGGCUGGAACAACGCAAAGGCCAAUGCCGAGUCGGGCUGGGACAAUGCCAAGGCCAACGCAAAGGCCAACGCGGACCAGGCCCGCGCCGACGCCGAGAAGGGGUGGAACACGGCUAAGGCCAACGUCCAGCAGGGAUGGGAGGACGCAAAGGCCAACGCGCACGCGGGCAUCGAGAACGCCCGCACAGCGGCUAAGCAGGGUAUCGACAACGCGAGCGCGAAGGCGCACGAGCUCGGAGACAAGGUCGAGGACAAGAUCUCUGGUGCUCGCAAGUGA
Trichosporon asahii var. asahii CBS 2479 is the source of this 786-nucleotide messenger RNA. RefSeq lists its product as uncharacterized. Lineage: Eukaryota; Fungi; Basidiomycota; Tremellomycetes; Trichosporonales; Trichosporonaceae. Bases 1 to 786 code for a protein of 261 amino acids. The record is from RefSeq and is a predicted model, not a curated record. The transcript is spliced from 3 exons.